Molecule: messenger RNA, 1044 nt
Organism: Adineta steineri
Lineage: Eukaryota; Metazoa; Rotifera; Eurotatoria; Adinetida; Adinetidae
Source: the annotation of a GenBank genome assembly
AUGGCGAACAACACGACUGCUAUUGUUGAAAUGAGCAAAGAUGAUAAUACAUAUGUCCGUCCACAAUUGGAGCUGAUCGACUCAACACUACCAUAUUUUCGUAAAGCCAUUGAUGUACUCGACAUUUCUUCUUCAUCUACUCCUUUUUUCAUUGUUAAUUUUGGUUCGGUUCAUGAAUCCAAUUCAAUAUAUGUCAUGAAGAUGAUCAUUCAAUAUCUGAAAGAAGCUAAAAAGAUAGAUAAUGAAGAACAAAUCAUUGCUGUUCACAAUGGUUUACCAACAAAUGACUGGACAUCCUUAUUUGAACUUACCAGUGAAGAAAAUUCAUAUUCCAAUGCGGCUUAUGGUCAAUAUUUUGAUGAACAAUGCUUGCCACCAAAUACUAUUGCAAUUGGAUUUUCAAUUGCUUCACUUCACUGGCUAUCACGUAAACCGUGUAACGUGUCGCAUCAUUGUGUUGCUAAUUUUGUACAAGAUAAAGAAGAACGUGAGAUAUUCAAACAUCAAUCGAAACUUGAUUUGACUUCAUUUCUCAAACAUCGUUCUACUGAACUUGUACCUGGUGGUGUUCUCAUUCUGAAUAUUCCAUGUGUCAACGAUGGAAAUUCUUUGGGGUUUGAUAACUGUGUUCAUUUGCUAUACAAAUGUGCUAAAUCUAUUACGCACAUUCAACAAGUAUUGCUUGAUCAUAUGAUUCCUUCAUAUUAUCGAUCGUUCUCGGAAUGUGUCGAUGAUGAGCUUUUUGCUAGAUGUUCGUUCAAACUAAUUAAAGAUGAAUUUAACAAAACAAACAUUGCUCUAAUGGAUCAAGACCAAAAUGGAAAUGUAUCAGUAGAUAAAUUUUCCAAAGCAGUCACAUCGUUCAUGCGAAGUUGGUUGGAAUCAUCACUUAAACAAGCACUAGAAAUUAACAAACAAAGCACAGAAGAAAUUAAUAAAAUACUGGAUCAAUUUUGGACAUUGUACGAGCAAGAGAUAAAAGCAAAUCCACAUGAAUAUAUUGCUUGUGCUUAUUUUACCCAUUUAAUCCUGAAAAAAGUUUAA